AUGGCUCAUCCCCCAGAACCGCCGUUUGUCGCCGAAGAGCGCGCCGGCUUCGACCUCAACCUCUCCCACGGCCACCGAGACCUAGUCCAAUCCGUCGCCUUCAAUGCCUAUGGCGAUCGCUGCGCGACCGGCGCCGUCGACGGCAAGAUUCGAGUCUUCAAUCGCCACAAGGACGGCGUCUGGCGCCUCUGCGACACCUGGGGCGCACAUGGCGGCGAGACUCUAGAGCUUCAGUGGCUUCCUCCGACCGUCUACCCGAAUCUGCUGGCCUCCCUCGGUGGCUACGGCCGCUUCAAGCUCUGGGCCGAAGACCCGUCCGCUGCCCCGGGCCGCCGCUUCAGCGCUGGCUCCUCUCGUACCCUCUCCGGCAAGCCCGCGUUCGAGACGCGUUCCAACAAGGCUCCCUACCGCUCCUUCUCCAUCAAGCACAACGAGGAGACGCGCCACACCUACCUGGCCCUCCUCGCCGCCGACGGCAGCCUCUCCGUCUACGAGAACGAUCAGCCCGAGAAUCUGUCCGAGUACACCCUCAUCGACGAUUUUGCCGUCGCCCCCAAGCCCGCGCGCGGCGAAGAGGUCAGCUUCAAGGUCGAGUUCGACCCCAACCCUGACCCCUGCUACACCGCUCUGCGCGCCGGCGUCCCCACCGACUCUCUCGCCAUUGUCGUCGCCGCCAUGGGCACCGUCAAGCUCUACCGCUCCCGCGACAUCAUCACAGCCUCCUAUGGCGUGCCGCAGGCUCAGAAGGAGUUCUACCUCGCCGCCGAGAUCGGCCCCGGCGCCCAUCGUGGCCUCGUCCGCGACAUUGCCUGGGCCCCCGGCAACGUCCGCGGCUACGACACCAUCGCCUCAGCCUGCCAGGACGGCUACGUCCGCGUCUUCCGCGUCGAGACGCCCUACGACGAGAACGACGGCAAGACAUGGGCCGCCGCCGAUCUCGUCCGCCGCGAGACCCAGAACGGCGGCGGUGCUGGCGCCGGCGCCGGCGGCGAGGCCCUCGCCGCCGCCAUCGGCCCCUCGCACGAGAAGCACCAGCACCAGUCCGGCCUCAGCGCGAGCCUCGCCAAGUCGGGCGCCACCGCCGAGCGGCAGUCGUCGGGCCAGCCGGGCCAGGUGGCGCACGUCGUGCGCGAGGUCGCCAAGCUCGACAGUCACCGGACCCCCGUGUGGCGCGUCGACUUUGACGACGACGGCCAGAUCCUCGGCAGCACGGGCGACGACGGCAAGUUGGUCUUUUACCGGCAGACGCCGCAGGGGGCGUGGGCCAAGAGCUCCGAGCUGGGCAUGCUCAAGACGCGCAUGGCGACGCCGUCCACGGCACGGAUGCCGAUCGCCGCGCCAAGCCUCGAGGCCGAUGGCCUUGAGUCGGCUACGGAAGCCGAGCUGGCAGCGGCAUGGACUUGUGCACGGAACCAGAAAAACCCACAUGAGGUCUUCGGAACGACGAAUUCACACGUGCUGCCUUGCCCACCUUCAACAGAGCCGUCUAUAGAUGGGUGGUCUUGCAGGAGAGUCUCGGGCUGCUCCUGUUCGCGGCGCCAAGUUGAGCAAUGGAUGUCUCGGCUGUGGGCGGAGAAGUCUGAGGAGAGCAGCCUUACCUGUGGCUUGGCUGAAAAUAGGAGCUGGGUUAGUUAGACACCCAAAUUUGACAAGUCAAGAGAUGAGCUUUGUAUUCAAAUGAAACCGAUGCAUCACGACUCGAUACUUGCAGCAUAUCCCAAAUCAAGCAUGACUCGUCAAUAAAAUGAUAUCAA
This is a messenger RNA of Verticillium dahliae VdLs.17, 1754 nucleotides long. RefSeq names its product nuclear pore complex subunit. The transcript has 2 exons. Gene Ontology annotation, molecular function: structural molecule activity; protein binding. Gene Ontology annotation, cellular component: nuclear pore outer ring; Seh1-associated complex. Gene Ontology annotation, biological process: positive regulation of TORC1 signaling; cellular response to amino acid starvation. The record is from RefSeq and is a predicted model, not a curated record. NCBI's taxonomy places the organism in Eukaryota, Fungi, Ascomycota, Sordariomycetes, Glomerellales, Plectosphaerellaceae. Bases 1 to 1635 code for a protein of 544 amino acids.